Messenger RNA from Dermacentor silvarum, 922 nucleotides. RefSeq lists its product as uncharacterized. The record is from RefSeq and is a predicted model, not a curated record. The transcript has 5 exons. NCBI's taxonomy places the organism in Eukaryota, Metazoa, Arthropoda, Arachnida, Ixodida, Ixodidae. The coding region runs from base 73 to 747 and encodes 224 amino acids.
GAAGUAACCGGGAAAAGCUUGAGCAUCAAAUAAUAUGGCUUUUCAAUCGAAGCACUUGUUGUUUUCCUUGCCAUGAAGUUCAACUUUACAUUCGACUCUCUGGGCGGAGGGCAGUUCUUGCUAAAGUGCUCGGAGUCCAGCGAGCAAGUGGCAUGUGUGAAGGCUGAAGCAGCUGGAUCGAUUAAAACUGCUGGUGCGACGAGAACUGAAGGAGCACCUGAAGAUACUGGCACAGCCCGGCCAACCGACACAGCCCGGGCAACUGAAACAGCCCAGGAGACAGAAAGUGGAGGACCAACCAGUACUGUCUGGGACAAGUAUGGCAUUGGAGCAUAUAAAAAUGCAGAGAUAGCCAAAGAUGCAGAAACAACUGAAAGCACUAAUUCUGAUGAACUGGAACAAAUAAUUAUAAAAGCAAUGACCUCUCCAAUGCCUACAAUAGGGCAUGUCAACAGCCCCCCACUUUUCAUGUCCAAAAACCAAUAUCCACAGGUGGACAACCUGCAAGUAGGGAAACAUUAUGUUGUGUAUGUGUCACAAAUAUAUAAUGUACACCACUUCUACAUCCAAAGGAAAGACACCAAUGCCUUGGUUCGUCUGGAAGCACUCAUGAACAAGGUGUAUUCGGUGUACAACGGACCCCAAUCCUAUGACUACUUCGUUGAUGAGAAGCUGGUGUAUGUGGGGAUGCCUUGUGCAGCAUCAUAUACCUACAAUGAAAGCAAUUCCGAUUGGCACCGAGCAUAGGUGGUUUCCCUUGACCCUGACCGCAGCACUUGCCAGGUGCUUUUUGUCGACUAUGGCACACUGAUAGUGCUUCCAAGAACAGAGUUACGCUUUUUGAGCAAUGACUUCUUUGACUUGCCACCCCAAGCCGUGCGAGCCACCAUGGAAUACUUGAAACCUGCGACUUCUGUAAGCA